ACUCCGUCGCCGUGCGUCAUGACGGUCUCUCCGGACGUAUGACGUAGCCAGGAAGUAGCUCGAGAGCAGCCGGUGAAAAUGAUAACGUUCACGCUAACCUUCAUACGGCAUGGAGAGACACAGUACAACAGAGACAAGCUCCUACAAGGUCAGGGCGUGGACAUGCCUCUGUCAGAAACUGGUGUGCAGCAGGGAGAGGCUGUGGGAAGAUACCUCAGAGACAUCAAGUUCUCCAAAGUCUACGUUAGCAACCUGCAGCGAGCUGUGCAGACAGCGGAAAUAAUCCUGAGGAACAACACUCACUGUUCUGGCAUGGAGAUGGUUUUGGAGCCCUUACUCAGAGAACGGGGUUUCGGCGUGGCUGAAGGCCGUCACAAAGAGGAUCUGAAGAACAUGGCGAACGCAGCCGGCCAGGCCUGCCGGGAUUACACGCCUCCAGGAGGAGAAACUUUAGACCAGGUGAAGCUGAGGUUCAAACAUUUUCUCCAAGUCCUUUUUAAACAAAUGCUGGAUGUGCGCGGCUCCUCAGAGCAGGAAGCCUCCUCUGACAUCCCCCCCAGCGGCUCGGCCAGCGACGACCUCCAGGGGGCGUCGGCUCACGUUCUGGUGGUGAGCCACGGGGCUUACAUCCGGGUGGCCAUCAGGCACCUAUUGGAGGACUUAAAGUGCAGCAUGCCUGCAGGCGUGAAGAUGUCCCAGCUGCUCUCCCCCUGUCCCAACACGGGCGUCAGCCGCUUUGUUGUCGCUCUGAGCCGGACCGAGUCGGGCCCGGUGCUCUCUGCCGCUCGCUGUCUCUUCACCAACAGAAAGGACCACCUGGAAAAGCUUCAGCAUCCUGAAUAGGAAACGAGACGGAAGAACAACAGCGUAGGACAUCAGUAGUGGCACAGUAAACUAAAAUCAACGGUGUUAUCUCGAUAAUCAGCAUGUGAUGAAAGUCAUUUAGCAUCACCGUGUACUUCAAGCUUUACGCCUUCGCAGAAGGACAUUUCAGUUAUAAAUUGGUAAUGUAAUUACCUUUUUUAUAAUUUAUUACCAAAGUUGAAUGUAUUUAUUCUGUCUUUCAGUGCAGAUGUUCCUCCUAUGUGUGCAAUAAAAGUUGAAGCACUGUCUGAGUCAUGGCUGAUGGCAAACACAUUAUAAAUACUAGGUGAAAUGUG
Fundulus heteroclitus (mummichog) is the source of this 1160-nucleotide messenger RNA. RefSeq names its product TP53 induced glycolysis regulatory phosphatase b (gene tigarb). NCBI's taxonomy places the organism in Eukaryota, Metazoa, Chordata, Actinopteri, Cyprinodontiformes, Fundulidae. The transcript is spliced from 6 exons. Gene Ontology annotation, cellular component: cytosol. Gene Ontology annotation, biological process: positive regulation of DNA repair; fructose 2,6-bisphosphate metabolic process; negative regulation of glycolytic process. The coding region runs from base 79 to 843 and encodes 254 amino acids. Gene Ontology annotation, molecular function: fructose-2,6-bisphosphate 2-phosphatase activity. The record is from RefSeq and is a predicted model, not a curated record.